AUGGAAGCCGCUCGUGAGGGGGAAAAUAACUCUAAUGCCCAACCUCACCUACAAAAAGGGGUUGGAGAACAUUUUUCUGAUCAUAAUCCUCUUAGCACAAGUGGAUCUAAAGUGGGAAAUAAUCGGGGCAUAAGAGUUGGGCCACACCCCCAAAUGAGUCAUAGUGCUCCUGCUGCUGAUCCUCCUUUUCAACAAAUGGCUGAUUUAUUUCAUCACAUGGCUAGAAGAAUGCCUAACCCUGAUGAAAUAAACUAUGAGAAAAUGACAAAAAUGGGAGGAGUUGAGUUUGAAGGAACUGUUGACCCUACCGAUGCCGAGCAGGCAAAACCUCCUGUUCUUACUUGGGAUGAUUUUGUGAAGGAAUUUCAUAAGAAGUAUGUCCCACCUGCUUAUCACAAUGCAAAGAAAAAAGAGUUCUUAAAUUUAGAGCAAGGGAGCAUGUCUAUCACUGAAUAUCAGCAGCAAUUUCUCAGGCUGUCCCGCUAUGCUGGGGGUAUUAUUAAUGAUGAAAAAGAUAAGUGCAGGCGGUUCGAAGAUGAUUUGAAUGAUUCUAUCAGAAAAUCUGUAGCGGUCCUACAACAUGAAAAAUUUUGUACAUUAGUUUUAGCUGCUCUUACUUGGGAAAGGAUCGACAAGGAACAAAUUGGUAGAAAUGAACACAAGUUCAGGAAAGCUUAUGCAGAUUCUGGAGGUCCAUCAAAAAGAGGGAAAUUUGACAGUUCCACAGCUAAUACUUUUCGCAAGAUAGCCCAACAUAAGCAGAAUAGAUCAAGUUACUCUACUGCCAGCACUCCAAGCUAUGGUCAAGGCAAGACUCGUAUACCCACUUGUGCACAAUGUGGAAAAAAUCACUUUGGUACUUGUAGAAGAGCUUCUGGCGCUUGUUUUAAUUGUGGGAGCUUCGAUCAUAAAGUGAGGGAUUGUCCUAAUCCUAAUCCCAUUUCUUCUCCGCAUACGGAAGUCUCUGUUCAGAAACCUAUUACCACUCAAUCUCAAGGGAAUAGAGGUGCAAGAUCUAGAAACACACAAGCAACAGGUGCAGGUGGAUCCAAUCAAGCGAGUGGAUCAAGAGCUACAGCACGAGCUUAUGCAAUGAGACAGAGGGAUAAACAAGAUGGAGCAGAUGUGGUUGUUGGUAAAUUUCACUUAUUCGACUUAUGUGUCGUUACAUUAUUUGAUCCUGGUUCUACACAUUCGUAUGUUUGUUCAUCAUUGGAUUUUCCUGAAAAUGUGAAGCCUGUGAGACUCGAUUAUGGUGUGCUUGUCCAAAGUCCUUUGGGUCAACAGGGUGAAAGGUCAUUGUCCUCUAAUAUUAUUUCUGCGGCCUUAGCAAAAAGGAUGAUUCGUCGGGGUUGUAGUAUGUAUCUUGCUCACAUAAUUGAUACACGUGUAGAGAGUCCUAUUCUUAAAGAUAUACCUACUGUGUGUGACUUUCCUGAAGUGUUUCCAGAAAAUCUUCCUGGGUUACCACCAGAAAGAGAAGUUGAAUUUCUGAUUGAGCUCAUUCCUGGAUCUACUCCUAUUUCUAUCACUCCUUAUAGGAUGGCACCAGCAGAAUUAAAGGAAUUGAAGACUCAAUUGCAAGAACUUCUUGAGAAAGGUUUCAUUCGUCCAAGUGUUUCUCCUUGGGGAGCCCCUGUGCUAUUUGUGAAAAAGAAAGAUGGUACUCUUAGACUUUCUAUUGGCUAUAGACAAUUGAAUAAAAUAACAAUCAAGAACAGAUAUCCAUUACCAAGAAUUGAUGAUUUGUUUGACCAACUGAAGGGUGCUAAUUUAUUCUCCAAGAUUGAUUUAAGGUCUGGGUAUCACCAACUGCGUGUUAGAAAGGAAGAUGUUCCUAAAACUGCUUUUAGAACUCGAUACGGUCACUAUGAAUUCUUAGUGAUGCCAUUCGGAUUAACUAAUGCGCCUGCAAUAUUCAUGGAUUUGAUGAAUUGA
This is a messenger RNA of Solanum dulcamara, 1938 nucleotides long. RefSeq lists its product as uncharacterized. The coding region runs from base 1 to 1938 and encodes 645 amino acids. Gene Ontology annotation, molecular function: nucleic acid binding; zinc ion binding. Lineage: Eukaryota; Viridiplantae; Streptophyta; Magnoliopsida; Solanales; Solanaceae. The transcript is spliced from 3 exons. The record is from RefSeq and is a predicted model, not a curated record.